AUGCCCCCUACCAAGGCUCGCCAUUCCUGUAAAGCAUGUCGGCGCCUCAAGAGGAAAUGUAGCAAAGAUGUCCCAUCAUGCACAAUAUGUGACCGUCUUGGCAAGCGGUGUGAAUACGCAGACCUUGCAACGCCUUCAAGUUCCGAAACGAGUCCCCCUAACCUUGCGGAACCUACAAACCAGUCAUCUACUUUAUCAAUCCAGAAUCAGAGGUUUCCUUUAUCUUUCUUCCUGGAUUCGAAUUUCUUCACGCCCUUAAACGUCAGCAAUGCACUGGCCCCGGGUCCUCGACUCGACCUGCAGCAGAUCAUAGCACAGCACUUGGCCCCUGGCGAUCUACCAGCACUCUUUGAGGAAUACUUCCUCUCGGUACAUGAGUGGCUUCCUAUGAUAAGCAGAAAACGACUGACAUAUACCGACCCUUUCAGCCAAGAUGGUUGUUAUGAUCUCGUCUUAUUAUGCAUGAAGAUAUGCACCGUCAAACCUAAAAGCCCGUCUCCAUCCCAAGAACCAUUAUACGUCUUAGCAAAGUCACUUUGCUCAGCUGCUGAGAGUGAAGGCCUUGUUUCACUACGACUGGUUCAAAGCCUAGUCCUUUUGGCCGUCUUCGAGUACUCCCACGCCAUAUAUCCCGCCUGCUAUUUUACCAUUAGCCGUGCAGCGAGACUAGGUAUAUUGAUGGGUUGGCAUGACAGAGAUGCACAGCAGCUUUUCCAACUGGGUGAUUCUUGGUCAAAACGAGAAGAGCAGCGAAGAACAUGGUGGGCUAUAUUUGUACUCGAUAGGUUUGUAAACAUCGACACCAGCGGGAUGCCAUUUGCUGCACCGGAGCCUUGUCCUGACGAGUUACUGCCAGUCAACGACGAAGAUUGGGCCUUGGGAAAGACAGUACCAAGUGAGCCGCUAUACACGGCUUGCUUCAGCUCUAUCACGACACUGGGAUCGUUUGCAAGAACUUGCCAAGCGGCCCACAUGCUUGGCAAAGUGAUUCAGCACAAAGAAUUGCGAACCAAAUCCUCGCAGGAUAUACUCCAUGUUGUACAGGAAGGACAGAGUCUCCAUCGGGCAUUAUCUUCCUUACAGCUCUCCAUUGAGGAGCAAAUGUCAAGCAACAUUUCGUCUUUAUCAAAUCGCUCUUUGGCAUGUGCUGUUGCUGUAUGUAUUUGUGCCCAGGCCCUUCUAUAUGGAUCAUACGGCUGUCCUGAUGCCCCUGGGGUAACGAGCCGGGAGCGCUUGUCCCACGAGACAGAAAUGCAGAGUGUGAGCGUUCAAGGCUUAAGAGCUCUCGGCAGUUUGCUUGCCCCCAAACUGGUGCAAGUUCAAUCUGAUUGUCCUCUUUUAGCGAGGUGCUUCUAUACUGCUUCCAACGCAUGCGCGUGGUUCGUUCGGGAGGACUACGAACCUCAGAUGCGCAGUGCCUUGAUGUCUUUAGUGGGCGAGCUGAGAAGGCUUUCAGAGUGUUGGGAAAUUGCAAUCGAGUAUAUUGCUCUGCUAGAACAGGGAGGGAUCUUGAAUCUUGUCAGCAACCAGGUUUAA
Molecule: messenger RNA, 1536 nt
Organism: Fusarium sp. VM40
Lineage: Eukaryota; Fungi; Ascomycota; Sordariomycetes; Hypocreales; Nectriaceae
Source: the annotation of a GenBank genome assembly